GCACUUGUUACGACCAUCGUAUUGAUUAAACUAUAUAAAGAACAUUUGUAUUUAAUGCAUUUUUAUAGGACACACGAUUUUUGCCGCUUCGUUUGAACGUUACAUUGUCGUUUUUUUUUCUCUUCCCACUGCCAUGAUUUUUUUGAAUAUUUUUUUUUUAAUUAUCACGUGUCAAAUUCAGCCCAGUUACCAGAAAGACAGCGGAAAAAGUGGAAAUCGAGCGCACAGUUUGGAGAGUGAAACAGUGAUAGAAAAUAAAAAUGUAAAUAUUGUGGUGAAUGUUGACCCGAAGGAUGUGGCCAAGGAAUUGUGGAAAAUAAUCGAAAAACGAAUGGACAAUCCGCCGUCAAGAAGAUCCCAGUUGUCCCACGAUGUCAUCAGGGAAUUGGAAAACAUUGUGACGCCAAUUGUCAUCCCCAGCAGACGCAAAAACGAACCGUCGGCAUUCGAAAUCGCGGAUGCGCUGGAUCACGUCACCAGGAAGGCGCUGAAAGAUGGAUCUAAGGAAAGAAGUUCGAUGGAAGACGAAAUUCUAACGCGUAAUAUUGUCGCGAACAUGAUGAAAACUUUGCACGAGGUCCAAACAAUCGAGUCGAAAUACAUGCGGCCAUCUGAGAGUGUCCUCAAGUAUGGCCAGACUAGGAAAAGUUUGAAAACUGACGACGAUUCUAAUUCUAAUUCCAAUUCUAAUGAAAGUGUUGGUAAGGAUGAAGAUGACGACUAUGUUAAAUUAUUAUUUAAGGUUCGGAAAAACAUGCUCCUGAAAACAAAUAGCUUACAAUAUGUAUUUAAUUGAAUAUUUACUUAUUUAUUAAUCAAUUAUUUUUAUUGUUCUGUAGAUAUUAUUUUAUGUAGGGAAAUAUAUUUUUGGAAAAUUGGCAUAAAUGCCAGAAAAUGGUUUUAAAUAAAACUCGCACUUUUGGUUCCAAUUUGUCUCUUGUUU
Messenger RNA from Microplitis mediator, 943 nucleotides. RefSeq lists its product as uncharacterized. The record is from RefSeq and is a predicted model, not a curated record. The transcript is spliced from 3 exons. Bases 134 to 796 code for a protein of 220 amino acids. NCBI's taxonomy places the organism in Eukaryota, Metazoa, Arthropoda, Insecta, Hymenoptera, Braconidae.